GCCAAUUUAACAAUAUACAGUGGUAAAUAUCUCCACAUGUUCAUGGUCAGCCUAUAUCUUAGUAAUCUUACUAAGUUCUAACAUCAAAAUUAAUACUUUGGUUGGAACGUUCUGGUUAUCAAAUACUUUAAGUAUGCUUCUUUGAAGAAACAUGUAAGUGUUCACACACACACACACCUUCGGGUAUUGCACAUUACAUUAAUGUAAUACAUACACAUCAAGCAUUCAAAUGCCUCCAGAAGCUUUGAGGAGAACCUCAUUUUCCCCAGCAAUGGCCAUCUCCUCAUUUGGAUUGUUGACGGUACCACCAAUAAUGAUAAAUGGAGACAUACUGGGCUUGGUGAAUUUAGCCACUUCUUUAGCAUUAUCAUCAGCCUAUAAAAAUAUAAUUUACAAUUUACUUCGCCAGAAAGGAACUUUGAUAGCCCAAAGAAAGUAUUGACGGGAACCUUUGACUUCAAAAUUGAGCAAAUGCUCCAUGACCCUUGUAAACUUGUUAAUUUAAGAAGAGUGCAACAAUUCUACUUCAUCAUUGGUGUCAGUCGCUAAGGAGUCACGUGAGAGCGCGCGCGAUCCGCGAGGUUUAUAGCGUACUUUCCUUCGAGGAGUAAGGUUCUUCAAAAAAAUUUUUUAUUGCGGAAAAUAGCGAAAAAUACUCUGAAACUGCUCAGACUGGCGAUAUUUCCGUUGCAGAAGAGACUGCUUUGCUGGGGGAAGAUGGUACUGGCGAUGAUGGCGAUGCUGGCUCACCAGAAAUAACGAUGCAAGGGCUCGCGAAAAUGAUGAACUCUAUGAACGAAAACAUGGCCGCCGUGGCAUCUUCUUUUGCUUUGUUGGGAUCUUCUCUGAAGAGAUCUCGUGAUGAAUCUAACAGCAGUAGUCGGACUAAAAAGAAACAAAAAACGAGUAACGAUCCAACUAUUGAUGACGACCAGCACACAGGCGAUGAAAGCGAUCAGUCCUCACACAGCGAUUCAGCACAACUCCGAGCAAUUAUGGCGCCAAAAGAUGAAACGACCACAUCGACGGUCGAGCCCUUGAAUUUGCUCAGUCAAAUUGCGAGUGACUUUGACGAGGAUGAAAAUACUUCAGGUGCCGUCACCAAGAAGCUUGCUGAGAUCGUAAAUAAACGUUUUUCGGCGCCUUUAGGUGAAGAGAAACUAAAAGAAAAACUGGGGCAGUACUUGCGUCCAGAUAACUGCGGUAAGCUCGCAGUACCAAAGGUUACUCCUGAAAUAUGGAUGAAAUUAAACCGCCCAGCUUCAAGACAAGACCUGAACAUGGCCAGCAUCCAAAGGGCCAUUGUAAAAGCUGGUACAGCUUUAACACAGUUAGCUGAAAUAUUGCUAACAACUCCCUCAGGCACAACUGGUCCUGAUUUAGGAAAGCUGUUGACUAUGAAUGCUGAUGCUGUGGCAUUGCUUGGUCACGCCACUCACUUGUUCACCACAGGGCCCAGUUACAGAGUUCCUGUUUGGUGA
Molecule: messenger RNA, 1481 nt
Organism: Paramuricea clavata
Lineage: Eukaryota; Metazoa; Cnidaria; Anthozoa; Malacalcyonacea; Plexauridae
Source: the annotation of a GenBank genome assembly